AUGCGCCUGCGGAAACGAGUGCGAGAAUUUGCUCGAUCGUUAGGACUUGGUCAUGACCAGGCGGCCGAAGCGGCAGUUCUCAAUGGUGCUGGCAACGUGCCGCCUGGAAGUCUGACUGAGGGCCGGCUUCUUGCUGUCAAUAUCGCCAAGAACAAAGAAACUCCCAUGGACGAUGUCGCUGCUGUGACGGGUGACUACGUCUACUGUGUCGAAAGACUAGCGCCUUACGCAGAUAUCCUCGUUGUGAACGUCUCGAGUCCCAAUACUCCUGGUUUGCGAUCGCUACAGAAAGGUGACACGCUCAGACAGAUUCUCAGUGGAGUAGUCAAGGCAGCCAAGUCGGUCGACCGCAAGUCGAAACCAGCAGUCAUGGUCAAAGUCAGUCCGGAUGAAGACACGGACGAGCAGAUAGCGGGCAUUUGCGAAGCAGUCUGGGCGUCGGGAGUCGAUGGCGUUAUAGUUGGUAAUACCACAAACCAAAGACCUAGGCCGAUGCCGCAUCUGCAGGGAUACACGCCGCUAGAGGAGCAACAUCUAUUGGAACAAGGCGGGUUUUCCGGACCGCAUCUGUUCAACAAAACUGUCGACUUGGUCAAACGAUAUAAGGGCUUGCUCAGCGAGCCUCCCGAAGUGCCUGAUACUGCAGAACGAACACGUGAUGCUCUGAAGCAGGAAGCUGAGAAGCUCAAAGCAUCAAUUGAUGAAAGUCAGAGCAAGAUUGAGGCAGAAGCUGUGCCUGCUGCAGGACCGCAAAAGGCGGAGGAAAGCGAUGCGAAAGCCGAACAGGCACAGAAGGCGUCAGCGGAGCUACUUCAACAGAACACCGCUGAGAAAGAUCGGUUGCAGUCGAUCUUGAAUGUAUUGGACCGCCUCCCAGCCAAGGAGGAUAAGAAGCUUCCUACCAAGCCAAAGGUCAUCUUCGCAACGGGCGGUAUAACGAACGGCCAACAGGCAUCAGAAGUUCUCCAAGCUGGCGCAGACGUCGCCAUGGUCUACACUGCCCUUGUUUACGGCGGAUCGGGCACGAUUUCACGAAUCAAGGAUGAGCUCCGAGCUGAACGCAAGAAGACUUCGGCAUGA
Cyphellophora attinorum is the source of this 1080-nucleotide messenger RNA. RefSeq names its product Dihydroorotate dehydrogenase (quinone). NCBI's taxonomy places the organism in Eukaryota, Fungi, Ascomycota, Eurotiomycetes, Chaetothyriales, Cyphellophoraceae. Gene Ontology annotation, biological process: 'de novo' pyrimidine nucleobase biosynthetic process; pyrimidine ribonucleotide biosynthetic process. The record is from RefSeq and is a predicted model, not a curated record. Gene Ontology annotation, cellular component: cytoplasm; mitochondrial inner membrane. The transcript has a single exon. Gene Ontology annotation, molecular function: dihydroorotate dehydrogenase activity. The coding region runs from base 1 to 1080 and encodes 359 amino acids.